Danaus plexippus (monarch butterfly) is the source of this 3473-nucleotide messenger RNA. RefSeq lists its product as uncharacterized. The transcript is spliced from 8 exons. Lineage: Eukaryota; Metazoa; Arthropoda; Insecta; Lepidoptera; Nymphalidae. The record is from RefSeq and is a predicted model, not a curated record. The coding region runs from base 151 to 3219 and encodes 1022 amino acids.
UGACAAGCGUACUCAUUGACUUCAAAAUACGAAGCUUUGAGAUUAAAAAUUUAAAAUAAAAUAAGGAUUCGCGAAGAAUUAUUCAAUUAGUUGUGAUCUUUUUAUGUUUUACCUGUGAUUUAAUUCCUAAGUUAUUAAAUUUUUGUAAUAAUGGAUGAAAUAUAUACUGAUUUAGACAAUUAUAAUGAUGUGAAUCUUGUAGAAGAGCUAAAAUCUGAGAACAAGGAUUUAAAGUUUAAACUUGAAGAAUAUUCUAGUGCUUUACAUCGCCUACAAAAAAAUAUUUUGCAGGACUUUGACAAACUCAGCGGGGAGUUUAAGAAUUUGGAGAGAAAUUAUUCAUCUCUAUUGAAGACAGCUAGAGCAGAAAUUGAAAGAAAAACUGAGACUAUUAAAAAUUUGAAUUUAGAAAAAGACCAGCUUGUAAUUAAAUCUCUGCAAAAGGGUAAGAAUAUACUACAGAACCGACGCAGCAAUUUUAAGGAUGUUCAUCAAAAUAAAAACUAUGAAGUUAAACAAAAUGAUAAAGAGUCAGCUGGAAAACUAGACAACCUAUCUCAAUAUAAAACCCAAACCUCAGUGGAUGUUGUGGCCAGUUUUGUAUCUGAAAAUAAAUCAAAUCAUACUGAAAAUAUAACAUCAAAAAUACCAAAUAAUAAAUUAUCAUCAGAAGAAAAUAAAGAGAGAGAUAGAAAAAAUAAGACACAUCGAAAUGAAAAUGCCCAUCAGUCAGAAACCAUUAAGAAAAUUAUUGACAGAAGAAAAUCUACUAACUUUCCGGAAUGUGAACCGACAUUCAGUUCCGAUGAAGAUUCAAGAAAGACUAUUACAGAACAACAGCAGAAUUCUUCUCAUAAAGAUGCUUGGCAAAAUGAAAAACGCCAUGACCAGCAAGAUCAUUUGAAUCCACUGCCAUAUGAGCAUUAUCACCAGCCACUUCAACCUUCAUACAGAAAUAGGAGUAGUAGGUACAAUGAGUACGAUAGACAAAGGACUCAUGACCACUAUGACACAUAUGACAAGCCACGAAGAUAUUACAGCCCAGACAACCAUUACAGAUAUGGUAAGGACACAUCUGAUAAUUACAAUCAGAGAGAAAAUAAAAGAGACAGGAGAUACGAAAGAAGUCCUGUCACAGAUAGAUACAAUCGUGCUAAAAGUAGAGACAGGAGGAACAACUUUGAAAGGGAAAAUUACUAUGAUCAUGGCAAAAAGACCCAUCACACUAGUGACCUUCCUGCGAAGAGACCUUAUGAACUCGAAGAACCGAGUAGCAAGCGGUUAAAAAUAGACUCUUAUACAAGACAUACUAAUAUUGACAAAGAAAAAGAAUUUGUUGAAAGACAUACAUACACUAACGCUCAGGGACUUCAAGAUCCAUCUACAUGCCAGUCACCUGACUAUACACACAUUGAUUCAAAUGUACAUCAUUCGGUUAAAGAAAUUAUUCAUACAGCUCUAACUCCUCUUCAAGAUCCUAGACUUUUAAGUAAUAAGUAUAUUUUAAAAUCAAAUAGUGAAAAGCCAAUCCUUAUGACAGUUGCUGGGAGUAAUGUUGACAUAGUACCAAUUACUUCUUGGGGAGCGGAUAGAAGUUCUAAGGCAACUAAACCAAACGAUGCAAAGUUACCGUCGGAUAAGGGUAUACGAAAUUCGGGACAAAAUUUAUCGACAGAAUCAGGCGAAAUUCAUAGUGUAAAUGAAGAUCAACCUAUUGAAAUUUUCCCAAAUAUUACUGAAUUAAAGAGCGACAUUUCUAAGAACAGCAGUGGCAUUGUUGAUACAAACCAACAGACAGCCUCAAGAGAUGUUGGAAAGUCUAUAAACCUCUACAAGAUUCCACGUCUGAAAAAAACUGGUGACUCCAAAAAGACUAAUAACUUAAAAGAAAAGAGUGAUGAACCUAAAAAGUUAGAAGAAUUGGGAAAAGAUUUCAGAGUCAUAGUGGAAGGUAAACAUUUAAGUGAGAAGAGCCCUGAGAAUAUAAUCGAUACUGCCAAAAAUAAAACGACCUCCGCUAAAACAAGAGGUGAUAAAUCAAAAUCAAUUUUACAAAAGCUAAUUGACGAAACUGAGUUGAGUGACGUCCCUGGAAACAUUAAUAUCCCAGAAACUAAACUGGUUAAUAUUAGCACUAUCGAAGGAGAUUUAGAGUUAAGUGACGAAACAAGUGAUAACAUGGACUUAAUAACGGAAGACUCGAUGAAAAAUGAGGCGAGGGAAGGGAUAUCUCACGGAGUAAACAAUAAACAAAUACAGUUAAGUUUAGAUAAAGAGACUUCAAACAAAGCGGAUGAUAAAGUGAAAAGAUCUAAGGAUUCGAGGAAGUCGUCACACUCAAGAAGGGAUUCUGUUAAAGAAAAGGUACGGGAAACUUCAAAAAGACGUAGAACUAAAAAACAAAGCGAUCUAGAAGAAUGCAAUGUUUUGAAAGAUAAAUCCCCUCCAACAAAAGAAAACAUAGAAUUGGAAGAUAAGCCAAAUAUAUUCAGCCAGACAAAAAAUAAAUUCACCGACCUGUUUGGUGACAGCAACAGUUUGAUAACGCCGGAUGACCUAGGGCUGCCUGUCGUCUCUCCCCUCAACACCGGCAAAUUUGAUUCGAUGUUUGAAAAUACACAGGAUGCGGUGGACCUGAGCGACGAGCAAGUAAGGACGGUGAAGGCCCUUAAAGACAUCGAUAACACAGAGGAUGCUGAGACAAGUAAAGAAGCGUUAAUACAAGAUGCUGUUAGUAAUACUGAGAGCAAGAAGAGCAAUGACAACAGACAUAACGGUAAUAAACCUGCCAGCAUUAGUAAAGAAGAAGACAAUCCUUCAGCGCUAAUCUAUGGAAAUGUUAAAGCUGACAACGCCUCUGACGUUAUUAAAACAAUCAUAAUAUCUACUGGGACACAACCUCAAUGUGUUUCUCGGGACACAGAAUUCCCGAGGGGUGAUAAUGUUCAAAAGCAAUUUGACUUCCAAAAGGGUACAUUUAGUACAGCAAUCGCUACAUCGACUCCCUACAAACUAGACAGCUCUCAGAUAUCCCCGGCCGUGGACUCCACAUUAAUGCCGAGACAAUUUACGAAUAAUAAACUAGACCAAAAUGACUUGACCUCUCACACCACCGUCGGUUCAAAUACAAAUGAAAAUAAAAUCAAAAAUGAUUCUGAUGUACCAGACGUCAGAAUAUUCGUGAAGAGAAGAAAGAAAGUCACCAAAAAACCCGCUUAGACUAAAAAUUACAUAGAAAUUUGUAAAUAUGCGAUAUAUCAUUCACUUAAAAAUUUAUUAAGUGACAAUGUUUCCUGUGUAGUCAUCGUUGUACAGGAUAGGAAUGAUUUUCUUUUACAUAAAUUGAAUAAGAAGUAAUUUUAAGGAGAACCUAGUGUUCAUGUUUUUAUUAAUGGAUUUAUGAUAUCUUAGUGUGGAAUAAAAUGCGAUAGCAGACUGAGUAGUCUUAAUAAAACAUUUAAAUAAACAUAUAA